AUGUUAAAGAAAGAGUUGUUGUCAAAGCGUAAAUGGGAAUUUGAUGAUACUGCUGAAUCCUACCAAGUUUGGAAAUCUAACUUUUUGAGAUCUAUGAGAGAUAUGGAUGUUGAUGAAACUGAUCAAGUUGACCUCAUGAUUCGGUAUCUUGGGAGCAAGUCCAAGGUUUCUGCUCUUCCUAUACGUAAUGUAAAUCCUCACAAUCCAAGCCGAGCGCUUAGACUGAUUUGGGAGAGACUUGACGAGUGUUAUGGAACACCAGAAAUGUUAGAAUCAGCGUUAAAAUUGCGUAUCAGUGACUUUCCAAAGAUAACUGUCAAGGAUCGCAAGAUACUUUACAAGUUGGCAGAUCUACUGUCGGAAGUAGCAUCUUUAAAAGAUGACCCAAUUAAUGCCAAUCAGUUCGCAUAUUAUGACCCUUCGUCAGGGAUCAAACCCAUUGUUUGUAAACUGCCGCCAUCACUACAAGAGAAAUGGACAAGCAGGGCUGCAAAAUACCAGACUACUCACCAUGCUGUAUUUCCUCCAUUUAGGGGAUUCUUGCAGUUUGUGAAGGAGAUGGCAAGGAUUAAGAACAAUCCAUCCUUUGUGUACGAAUCACAACAAUCUAAUGGUCAGCAGUCGAAACCCAAGACACAAACUGUGCAGCAAAUAACGACUAAAAAGACUUCACUUGAUAGGGAUGCUAAGCAGACUGAUUCGCAUACUAAGCUAGUGUCUUGUCCUUAUCAUGAGAGCUCGAACCACACUCUCAAUCAGUGCCGUGCUUUUCGCUCUAUGACUGUUGAAAAACGCCGACAAUUCUUACGAUCAAAGACAGUAUGCUUGAAGUGCUGUGAAAUUCAAAGGCAUGACUUUCGAAAAUGUUCAAAGGUUACCUGUAGUGUUUGUCAGCGUGAACAUCCUACAGCUCUUCAUGAGGACCGAGAGGAUGACAAAAGGUUUACUUACAGUAGUAACUUACCAAUUUCGCAUGGCGGGGAGAUUCAACCUAAAGCGUUGGCUGAUGAAGUUGUGACAGCGUGCACCACAGUCUGUGGCGAAGGAUUAUCUGGCAAAUCAUGUGCCAAGAUGCAGUUAGUGUGGAUCUACCCUAAAGAUCACAGAGAACGUGCAUUUAAAACUGAUGUUGUUAUUGACAACCAGAGUACAAGCACUUUAGGUACCCCAUAUCUCUUUGAUAAGCUCGAUGUUGGCAGUACUCAGUCUCCAUACAUUUUGUCUACAUGCACAGGCAAAGUUAAUACUUGGGGAAGACGUGUAUCUGGACUAGUCGUCGAAUCAUUGGAUAGAUCAGUCAGCCUUGAUCUGCCAAUGGUAACCGAGUGUGAAUUCAUACCUGAGAACAGAAGUGAGAUCCCGAUACCAGAGAUUGCACGAGCAUACUCACAGCUUUCUGACAUUGAAGUAUUCAUACCACCAUUCGAUUCUAAGGCCAACAUAUCCUUGUUAAUUGGAAGAGACCUUUUGAAAGCACACCACGUGCUUGAACAACGUACUGGGUCUGACGUUGAACCAUUUGCUCAGAGAUUGCCUCUAGGCUGGACCAUAGUGGGAGAAACCUGCCUUGGGAGUUACCAUAUCCCACCUUGCAUCAACGUAUUGAAGACACAAAUAUUGCCGAACGGACGUCCUACUUGUAUGAAACCUUGUCAGAGUGUUCUCCGUUUGAAUGAUGAUUCGGUUUUCCUGAAAACGCCUCUUGAUGAGAAGGUAGGCAUGUCUGUUGAGGAUCGACAAUUUCUAGACAUAGUUGGAGCAGGAUUUCAUAGGGAUGAAGAGGGAUUCUGGACAUCACCUCUACUGUUUCGACCUGAUUGGCCUAGGCUUGACAACAACUAUUCAAUGGCAUUCAAGCGAGCCAGAAAUUUGCAAAGGAGUCUUCUGAAUGAUUCUGUCAAGGACUCGCACUUCAUAGAGUUCAUGCAAAAGAUACUCAAGAACGGUCAUACAGAGAGGGCUCCUCCGUUACAACCAGAGGAAGAACGUUGGUUUCUGCCGAUCUUUGCGGUUUACCAUCCCCAGAAGCCAGGUCAGGCACGCGUGGUAUUUGACUCCUCAGCUAAAUUUAAUGGCCUUUCGUUAAAUGACGUUCUAUUGACUGGACCGGAUCUGGUUAACAGUCUACUUGGGGUCUUGAUGCGAUUCAGAAGAGAACCCGUAGCCAUACUCGCAGACAUCCAGAAAAUGUUCUUUUAUUUCCGUGUUGAGCCGAAACAUCGAAAUUUUCUUCGUUUUCUGUGGCACGAGGACUGUGAUUUGAACAAGCCACUGGUACAAUUUCGAAUGUGUGUACAUGUGUUCGGGAACCGGCCUUCGCCUGCCGUUGCCAUUUAUGGCUUACGACUUUGCAUUCAAGGCGCGGAUCCGAAAGUAGUUGAGUACAUCGACAAGGAUUUUUACGUGGAUGACGGACUUGCAUCGCUUCCCACACCCAGUAACGCUAUUACUCUUGUCAAGGAUGCACAGACAGCUCUACUGCAAGGAGGUAAUAUUCGCUUGCACAAAAUUGCGUCUAACGACCAUGAGGUCAUGGCUGCGUUUCCCAAUGAUGAUCUUGCUAAAGACAUUAAGGACCUUGACUUGCGGAAGGAUUCUCUUCCAGUUCAGGCGAGUUUGGGUGUGAAAUGGGAUCUAGGUACAGAUUCAUUCUUGUUUCGUUCUUCCCAUGACAAACAGCCAUUUACAAGAAGGGGUGUUUUGUCUACAAUAAAUAGUAUUUAUGAUCCGUUAGGCUUCAUGGCUCCCGUUGUGAUCAAAGGGAAACUCCUCCUCAGAGACUUGAUUCAUGGAACUGUUGACUGGGAUGAACCACUUCCGGAAGAGUUAUUUUCAGAGUGGGAUCGUUGGAGAAGUUCAUUGCUCGAUCUUUAUGAUGUGCGAAUUCAUCGACCAUACUUACCUGUGUCAUAUUCUGGUUGCAGUCGGAAAGAAGUUUAUAUUUAA
This is a messenger RNA of Ostrea edulis (European flat oyster), 2946 nucleotides long. RefSeq lists its product as uncharacterized. Lineage: Eukaryota; Metazoa; Mollusca; Bivalvia; Ostreida; Ostreidae. The coding region runs from base 1 to 2946 and encodes 981 amino acids. The record is from RefSeq and is a predicted model, not a curated record. The transcript has a single exon.